Gambusia affinis (western mosquitofish) is the source of this 911-nucleotide messenger RNA. RefSeq lists its product as uncharacterized. The record is from RefSeq and is a predicted model, not a curated record. Lineage: Eukaryota; Metazoa; Chordata; Actinopteri; Cyprinodontiformes; Poeciliidae. Bases 140 to 865 code for a protein of 241 amino acids. The transcript is spliced from 4 exons.
CGUCCCGCUCUGGCGGCUCUUCAGGCGGCGUUGGCCUGCGGGGCCCGAAGAGCCUCAACACCAGAUCACUGGAGGCUCUUUGUGUGACGGAAACUAACUGACAGAUGAGAUUUAACUUCAUGUAUCUGAGUAAAAAGUUAUGUUAGAAUUAGAAAUAACAUUUUCAUCAUUGUUAUUUCUUGUCUGGUUUGUAAACAGGAAACGGUCUUUAUUUCACACUUCACUGACCAGGGAGAACUCUGUCCAAACUAUUAUCACGCUUUGGUGGUGGAACACCUUGACGCACGAUCCCAGUCAGCCAAUCAGAGGCCAGGACCACGGUGACGUCAUCAGUUCGACCUUCAUGAACAGAAGCAGCAGAUUGUUGGUGCAGCAGCUGCUCGACUCGACCCGCCUGAGUCUCGGAUCAGAACCGGGCCGGCAGCACUCAGCGGCCGCCGCCGCUCCUCCCGGGGCUUUAAUUGGCCCAGAGCUCGCCGCAGGCCGCCAUUAUGGAGCAGAUGAGGCCCGUUUUCUCCAAGCGAGCUGGGAGUGGCCGACGCCGCGGACGUCCAGCGGCGAGGAGGCUGCUGGCAGUCAGGGAGCCGCCGCUGUGGUCCAACAAAUCCCCUCUGCCCGGCCCACCGUCAUUAGGAUCCCAGCAGGGAGGAAGGGAGGCGGGUCGAACAUCUGCCCCGCUGAACCUGACUUAGACCUCCAGGUAGCCCACCUGGAGCCGGCCGCCUCGUUAGGCCUGAACUGGACCAGAACCAGAACCUUUACAGCUGACAGGCCGCCUACCAUCAGACCAGUCAGGACCAGAACCGGCGCCAAAACCUACAUCUCACAUUUAAUCACAGGAAACGUGAUUAAAAGUUCAGAUUGAACCACAUUCUGAUAAAAUGGACCAACUACCAUCUAUUCUAUUCUAU